AUGUCGCUAGACACUGUUUGGAAGCGGGGCUUCUCCUCUCCGCCUCACUCCUCCGCCCCCUCCACCCCAGACCCUUUUGCUGAUGCUGGCGACAACGACGUUAAGGGAAAGGACGCCAAGGACUACGUGCAUGUACGCGUGCAACAGCGCAACGGCAAGAAGUGCCUGACGACCGUGCAGGGCCUCCCAAAGAAGUUUGAUCUCGACAAAGUUCUCAAGGCCCUGAAGAAAGGCGAGUGCCGGCAUGCGGUUGGGGCGGCGGAGUACUGCUGCAACGGCACAGUGGUGGAGGACAAGGAGCUGGGCAAGGUGCUGCAGCUGCAGGGCGACCAGCGCAAGAACGUGUCCGCCUUCCUCAUCGGCAACGACCUGACUAAGAAGGACGCCAUCAAGGUCCACGGCUUCUGA
Molecule: messenger RNA, 408 nt
Organism: Auxenochlorella protothecoides
Lineage: Eukaryota; Viridiplantae; Chlorophyta; Trebouxiophyceae; Chlorellales; Chlorellaceae
Product: Translation factor SUI1-like protein 1
Exons: 2
Coding region: 1-408 (135 amino acids)
Biological process (GO): translational initiation
Molecular function (GO): RNA binding; translation initiation factor activity
Source: RefSeq, a predicted model, not a curated record